This is a messenger RNA of Syngnathus typhle (broad-nosed pipefish), 4276 nucleotides long. RefSeq lists its product as uncharacterized. The transcript has 14 exons. Gene Ontology annotation, biological process: regulation of gene expression. The record is from RefSeq and is a predicted model, not a curated record. Gene Ontology annotation, molecular function: DNA binding; POU domain binding. Lineage: Eukaryota; Metazoa; Chordata; Actinopteri; Syngnathiformes; Syngnathidae. Gene Ontology annotation, cellular component: nucleus. Bases 170 to 1834 code for a protein of 554 amino acids.
CUGCUUGUCAACAAAGUGUCACUUCAAGCCGAGCUGGAAUGCCAGGUUUGGGGACUCAACCAAUUGCGUCUAGUCGCACGGAGUUUGUGUCGGUAUUAGGCGGAAAGUUUCAUUUCUCCCAGUUUGUAAUCGAUAGCAUUGAAGUGUUCUGUUUUAAUAGUCGCACAAGAUGAGAGGACGUUAUAAAAGACUGGAGGGCAAGGCGGGAGUGCACGCAAGACUCUACAGCGGCGCUCAUCCAGUGUCUGAGGCACUGGGAGCUGAGGCACACACAGCCCCAUCGGAUUCACCUGGCUCCGGGGUGCGUGUUCACGAGGGGGGCGACUGUGAAACAGCUCCAAAGCACUGCAAUGAUGAUAACAAGAAGGUCUACCUUGGAGUACGUGUUAAGAUGCCUGUCAAGGAUAUGCUUCGGAAGAUCCGCAUAGCCCAGGGCAGAGAGCCCCAAGAUCUUCAGGUAACCUUUUCUGCUAAAGCUUAUUUUUGGGUGGGUCUGCUUGUCAACAAAGUGUCACUUCAAGCCGAGCUGGAAUGCCAGUCGCACAAGAUGAGAGGACGUUAUAAAAGACUGGAGGGCAAGGCGGGAGUGCACGCAAGACUCUACAGCGGCGCUCAUCCAGUGUCUGAGGCACUGGGAGCUGAGGCACACACAGCCCCAUCGGAUUCACCUGGCUCCGGGGUGCGUGUUCACGAGGGGGGCGACUGUGAAACAGCUCCAAAGCACUGCAAUGAUGAUAACAAGAAGGUCUACCUUGGAGUACGUGUUAAGAUGCCUGUCAAGGAUAUGCUUCGGAAGAUCCGCAUAGCCCAGGGCAGAGAGCCCCAAGAUCUUCAGAGCACGAACAGCAAAAGAGCCAAAGGGGAAAAGAAGCUAUAUAAAAGUCGCCCAGGAAAUAGAACAAACAAGAGAAAAAGCCCCGCCAAUAGCCUAGAGGAGCUGGCAAUCAUCGUUGAGGUGCUGGAGGAGGAUCUGAGAACAGGCACCACAAACAGUUUUCCUAUCCAAAUGUCCUCUGCCAGCUCACCAGUUUCACCUGAGUACAAUUUUGAGCAAAAUGGUACAGGUUACAACAGUGAUGGCUCUGAUGAAAUUAUCCCCAGCCCUUCUUCCCAUACAACCUACUCCCCCCGGACAGAGGAGUACCACCAAAGCUCAUCUCCUCCAAGCAUUAUGACUCCAUGCUUUCAGCCCACGUGGACAGGAUACAGUUGGUUUGCUAACUGCGUGAUGAGCGGCUCCGAGUUCUUUCUGGCACAGAUGCAGAAGGAGGAACUCCAGCUGAGGGACAUCUCUGACGAAGCACUGCUGGCCACUGAUAGACAAGGCCGAACAGCUCUCCAUAAUGUGGCAUGUGAUGGCAGGAGGGCACUGGCCUACGUAAUUGCAAAAAGGAUGGCUUCCAUCAACAGCUUAGACACAAAAGACUCGGAUGGAAUGACUGCCCUCCUUCUCGCAGCCAAGCGCAACCAUCACCUGAUAGUGGAGGAUCUGAUCAAUUUAGGCGCUUGUGUCAAUGAAAGAAACAACUUGGGAAAAUCCUGCCUUCACCUCAGCGCGGAGAAAGGCUUCAUCCGAGUGCUUGAGGUUCUGAAACAUGUUAUGAUGCAAGGUGUGUACAUUGAUGUCGAAGCCACCGAUAGGUAUGGGUUGAGUGUUCUUCAAUGUGCUUCAGUGGCCCUCAAGGUGACAUUGCAGCGGUUGGAAUUGAGCAAGAGCCUCAAUCAGACCAGGCUCCACGUGAUCCGCAAGGAACGGCUCCUAGAGACCCUAGAGUGUCUGCUGCAAAUGGCCAGCUACUCUCAUGUCAUGGGGACCUGGGGAAUGAACGCCUAAGCCGCAGCACGUCAGCUCGGUAGAGACCCGACAGUAAUGUUCUGAGUAUGAAUAGGCUUGGUUUACGAUAGAGUCCAUAAAGUGACUUCUCUCAUAAAUCCCAUCCUGUUAUGUAAAGUAUCUAAGGUUGUGAAAAAUAUAAAAAGCCUGAUUUAGAAUCAGUUUUUUUUUUAAAUCUUCACAAAGUUUAGGUGCCCAUUAGCUGGUUUCUGUGAAACUUCAUUUGUUUGUUACAUCCAAGUAACAACUUGCCUUCAUUGUGGUCCGGUUGUAUUCCGAUGGAAAGGUACUUUUUCAAUGUCAUCUAGCAUGAUGGCACAGUAUGUGUUGGUGGUGUAUCAGGUCACACAUCCAUGAUUUGGAUCUCAUAAAGCUCGACUAAAGGUUGUUUGUUUGUAUAAACACCAAUGUUAAUUCAUGCAUAUAUCAAACAAACAAACUGUUACAUAAAUGGUUGAGCUACAUCACAUUCAACAAUUUGUCAUCAGCAGACAAUUAACUUACCUGACUAAAUAAUUAUAAUUGAAGCUAAGACAGUUUGGACAUUUUACAUUAGUAUCAAACAGUCAAAUGUCAUUGUCAAUUUCCAAGAUUUGCAUCUUGAUACACAGUAACACUACUAGGUUUACAACAAUGAUACAGGAUCUAAAUCAUACUUGUGUAUGACAAGGCAUUAUAUUACGUAUGUUGAAAAUUUGUAUUGGGGACUACCUGUAAAGUAUGUUGAAUGAAUGAAUGAAUUUUCAUUCUUCUAUCUUCUCAAAUUUGUCAUUUACUAUUGCCAUGUACGCACUUUGGAUGGGGCAACCCUAAAAUGUGGGCAAUCCCUAUCAAAUCUGCCCCUGUGCAUAUGUUGCAUGAAUUCCAUGGACGUAAGCACUUUUCCUCUUCGCACUUCUGAGACUGUAGGAAGUCCAGCGCCUCUUCAAGGUGAAAACAUGGUCUUGGCGCCAUGGAACUCUCCUGGAGCUUUUCCACUUCUAACUUGCUCCUGGUAGCUUGGAGGUUCUUUUUGUUUUGUUUUGUUUUUUUGCAUGGCUCCUAACAUUAUAACAACUACAGAUAUUACAAUGAUGUAAUGGUGAGUUAGAUAAUGAAUUAAAAUAUCCCCCCUCCCAGUCAGUUGUCAAAUACGGUCACGUCACUUGCCCAGCCAGAACACCCAUCUUCUUAGUGAUGGACCUCAAAAACAUGCAUUCAGUCAUGAGCAUGGAUUUUGAUUAUGUUACUGUAUUGAAUUCAUUUCACACAGAAUAAAACAUACUCCGGUCUACAUAUUCUACAUACAACGUAAUAUCCUCUGGUUGGUUUAUCAGGUCUACAUGUUACAUCUACAAAUUACAUCCACAACAUUUACAGAUUUUGGAAUUCGGUCCACACAAAGGCGCACCUUCGGUUUGUGAGAAAAUUAAAGGCUUUAAAUGCAAAAUACGAAAAUACAGUACAUUUGAAUGAGAUUCACAAGUCUCAGGAAAACUCCAUGCUCCAUAAUUUCCAGACAAUCUUAGACUUAAGGAACACCUUUUUGGUGGUAACGCAACAAUUUUUUAGGUUACGCACAGUGGGUUAGUCAGAAGUCUGGACGGAAGAAUGCGCAAGCCAGGCACGUUAGAAAAUAGUGUUGCGAGUGAAUGUGAAAAUAUGGCAAAUGUCACUUUUUACCAUUCAAUCGGGAAGUGUUAUUUUCUUAUGUACAACUGUCAAACAGUUCAAGACUCACUUUUGAAUUAUGAGCCAAACGUUUUUGUUCAACUACUUGUAAAGGGAUCUUACAUUGCAAUUACUGUAUCUAAUCAAAUGUUUCUUUGACAUUUCCCGUGUCUUUUUUGUGGUAUCGUUCUAUUGUUUCUUUAUUGAUUUUCUACCAAGUCAAAUAAUUGAGGAAAUAUUUUAUGUAUGUUUUGUGAUUGCUAAGAUGUUUUAAAGCAACAUUUUGAUCAAAUGGAAUUUAGAAAUUAACUGUUGAUGGUGUUAUUGUUAUUAAAUGGUAGAGCCAGGUUGGCAAGGCUAGUAUAUAGGUUUAUUGUGGUAGAUGUUAAAAACAGCAUUGUGUCUUUGCAUGCACUAUAAUGUGCUUCCUGACUCUGUGUGGCGGUGUGUAAAUAAAACUGUGGAUUGUCAUUGCUGACAACAAAAUAAAGACUACAUAUUAUACAAGUCAGGAAAAACUUUAUGUAUGUUUUGUGAUUGCUAAAGUCUUUUUAAAGCAACACUGUGAUAAAAUGGAAUUCAGAAAUUAACUAUUGAUGGUGUUAUUGUUAUUAAAUGGUAAAAUCAGGUUGACAAGGCUAGUAUAUAGAUUUGAUUGUGGUAGGUGUUAAAAACAGCAGUGUCUUGCAUGCACUAUAAUGUGAUUUCUGACUCUGUGUGGUGAUGUGUAAAUAAAACUGUGGAUUGUCAUUGGUGAGAACAAAAUAAAGACAACAUAUUAUACAAAAUGAA